GUGUAGAAACAAAAUCAUAGGAAAAACUUGGGGUCUAGACUUCUGUGGCCUAGACUGAGGUAAAAUAGUUGCUUGGUGCAGCCGCACCUCUUGUGUCUUCAGUCCCAGUAUGUGGUAAAUGCAAUUCCCUUAGCUGGUAUACGUGCCAUAAUUAUGUGUGAGCUCUCUGAGUAGCUAUGAGUGUGUUGCAAUCCUAAUUAAGGGUGUGUGGAGACUGUCCCACAGAGAACUCCAUGAGAAAGCACAGGAUCUUUCAAACUCUGAAGUGAUCAGCGACUAUGUGGUCCAUCACCCAACUCCUACUCUGUACCUGCGUCCUGUUGCCCUCCAUUGCAGCAUUUCUAGACUUUUCAGCCUGUGUCUUCCCAUUUAUCUAUAAAAACAAGACAUAUUCUACCUGCACCAAAGAUCGAUCCAAGAUGGACUGGUUGUGGUGUGCCACAACUAGUAGUUAUGACAAAAACCACAGGUGGAAGCGUUGCUAUGAGACAGAGCAUGGUGGGAACACCAAUGGAAAGCCCUGCGUGUUUCCCUUUGUUUACAAGGGCCGGAAGUUCUAUACCUGUACAGAUGAGAAUGUAAAGCCCAGGCUGUUUUGGUGUGCUACAACAAGCAAUUAUGACAAAGACAGGGAAUGGAGCUACUGUGCUGAUACCAGUAAGUUUGCCCAUAACUAUCAGGCCCUUGAUAUAGAGGCUUUUGCACUACUCAACUGAGGG
Elgaria multicarinata webbii is the source of this 719-nucleotide messenger RNA. RefSeq names its product epididymal sperm-binding protein 1-like. The transcript has 3 exons. The record is from RefSeq and is a predicted model, not a curated record. The coding region runs from base 279 to 716 and encodes 145 amino acids. Gene Ontology annotation, molecular function: heparin binding. Gene Ontology annotation, cellular component: cell surface. Lineage: Eukaryota; Metazoa; Chordata; Lepidosauria; Squamata; Anguidae. Gene Ontology annotation, biological process: sperm capacitation.